UAUUACCUUGUACGUAACUAUAUCUGGAUUUAUUCUAGACUCCGUGCCUCCUUUUCUUUGCUUUGUUUAUCCAAAGAAUACCUAACGGUCGUCUAUGUGUUUGUUUGGAUCUGUUUGGAAGUUCAGUUCACCACAAGUCGUGAAUGUAAAACAGAACGUGGUGUGGCUUGACACUGAUCAUAAAGAAAUCCAAUUGAAAAAUCCGAACGAACAUCAUGUGAGAAUGACAAAAGCAGUUUCUGAUAAACUGGAUGAUAAUGAAUGUCAUCAAUCCUCAAUUUUAUUGAUGUCAUUAAAUGGUGGUAGGCUCGUUCUGUCGUAUUGAGCGAUGCUUUGUGCCUUCAAAAAAUACUCAAGUUACAAGAUGCAGAAUAUAAUGUAAGUUCAUUACUCUCUCUGCUGAUCGAGCAAUCGAGAAUACCGUUUAACGAAGUAAAUGCAGAUGUCAUUAUUUCGUCUAAAAACUCUCGAAAAUAAAACGACAUUGGUAACCACCGAAUGAGAUUUCUUUACCCAUUCGGUCACCUUUACAUUGUAACAUUCCUUUUUAUUCUUUUUCUGUUUGUCAGAUACUUACGUUCUUUUUUCUGCUUUAGUUCAAUAUCAAAAAGAAUUUUUGAUUUUUUAAAAGCUCAAUAUUAGAGAAAGUUUUAUAUUUUACCGAUGGAGUCGAUCACGGUAAGCAACUUACACAUGUUAUAUUUUUCAUCUACUAACUUCAUGAUUUUUUAGUGAUGGCAUCUUAUGUUUUGGUAAAAUGGAACGUGAUCGUCAACAUCUAGUAUCUGAAGUAUCCAAUCUGUAUCGUGUUGAUGUUUGUGGCCUCGGAGCUGUGGCAAGUUUAGCUGAGAAAACACAUGCAUAUGCACGUGAAAUGGAUUUAAAUACGACACAUGAACGAGGGAAGAGGACACUUGUAUCGUUGCUCUAUUCUAAUUGUUUGCAAUACAUCUCUUAA
Messenger RNA from Didymodactylos carnosus, 958 nucleotides. The record is from the annotation of a GenBank genome assembly. NCBI's taxonomy places the organism in Eukaryota, Metazoa, Rotifera, Eurotatoria, Philodinida, Philodinidae.